CGGUUAGGGCUCUGGAUGGCAGACUGGAAGAUCACAGGUUCAAAUUUUGUCUGGAGCAAUACUGUUGUGGUCUUGAGCAACGUACUUCACUCAGUAAGCUUCACUUGUUCCAGUAAGAAGAAGAACAAGAAGGGGAAGACCUUAACUCUGACCGAUUUCCUGGCAGAGGACAGUGGUGGCAGCACCCCUAGCUACCCCACGGCCAAGCCCACCAGCUGGGCAGAUGAGACGGAUGACCUGGAAGGAGAUGUUUCCACUGCCUGGCACACGGAUGAUGACGUUUAUCGUGCCCCUAUCGACCGCUCCAUCUUGCCCACGGCACCCCGGGCCGCCCGAGAGCCCAACAUCGACCGCUCCCGCCUGCCCCGCAGCCCCCCCUACACCGCCUUCCUGGGAAACCUGCCCUACGACGUCACCGAGGACUCCAUCAAGGACUUCUUCAGGGGGCUCAGUAUCAGCGCUGUGCGGCUGCCCAGAGAGCCCAGUAACCCUGAGCGCCUCAAAGGCUUCGGCUACGCGGAGUUCGACGAUGUGGAUUCCCUGAUGAGGGCCCUGAGCCUCAACGAGGAGAAUCUGGGGAACCGGAGAAUCCGUGUGGACAUUGCAGACCAGUCACAAGAAAAAGACCGUGAUGACCGCUCAAUGUCAGGCCGGGACCGAGACAGAAACCGGGGUGACGGAGGCCCCGACAAGACGGACAGUGACUGGAGGGCACGGCCCAGUGCAGAUAGUGAUGACCCGGGGCCCCGGCGAGACGAUGCCUUUGGAGAGCGAUCACGGGAUCGCUAUGAGUCCGAUCGCUACCGGGAUGGCCCACGCCGGGAUAAUGACCGAGGGUUUGAGGGGGGCAGAGACCGCUAUAGGGAUAGGUACGAAGACCGGGAUCGCCGGGACUUCGACAGAGGCUUUGACUCACGUGGGGGAGGCCGGCGUCCUUUCGGCAGUGGGUUCCGCCGCGACUACGACGAUCGGCGUGAUGAUUUUCGGGGCAGCGGGGAUCGCUAUGGCGAGCGAUACGGGGAGCGCGAUGAUCGGUACGACCGCAGGGAUGAGCGGCGCGAGGACAGAGGUGAGGACUCCAGUGGAGGGUCUUUGCAGGUUGCUGGCCCCCCCCAGAGGCCCAAGCUGAACCUCAAACCCCGCAGCGUCCCCAAGGAGGAUGACCCGGGGGCCCCUUCAGCGCAGACGGGCCGUGCAGCCUCCAUCUUCGGAGGGGCCAAGCCCGUGGACACGGCGGCCAAGGAGCGGGAGGUGGAGGAGAGGCUGAAGAAGGAGCAGGAGCGGCUGCAGAGGCAGCUGGAGGAGGACAAGGGCAGGGCAGCAGAGCGGCGGCCCAGGGAGAGGCACCCUAGCUGGCGCAGUGAGGACCAGCCUGCAGAGCGAUCCCGGACAGGAAGUGAGUCAUCGCAGCCAGGCAGUACUUCUGGUCGAGGAUCCCGGCGCAGGGAGAGUGAGCGCUCGGUGGAGAACGAGGUGUUUGGCCGUGAUGAGGACCCCCCCUCUCCCGGGACCCGCCCCCCAGCCAAGCAAGAUGCCCUGCCACUGAAAGUGGUCCCGGCCCCUCCGCCGAAGGAGAAUGCCUGGGCCAAGCGCAGCAAUGUGUCUGGAGGGACCAGCGAGGGAGAAGGGCGCUCUCCGGUGUCACCUGGUAGUACUGCACCACCAAAACUGACCAGUCCCUUAGGUCCUGCAGAUGAUAAAAUCUCUCCCAAAGGAAAAGAUGAGAACAAGGCUGAUGGUGUGCGACUGGACAGAGGCCCCGCAAAGGGGCGGGGGGGUUCAACAGGUCCUGGGACAGGGAGGGGGCGAGGAGACGGAGCGAACAGAGACCGGCGAAGGGAGGCCGACAGGAAAGACAGCAGAAGGGAACGAGAAUCCAGAGCAGCACCUGAGCCAAAGAAAUAUGAGGAGUCCCCAAGCCCUAAGUUCAGCUCAGCAAGCAAGUACGCAGCCCUGCUGAUGGACGGCGAGCAAGCAGAUGAUGCGGAGGAGAACACGGAUUAAAACACAGACAAAUGAAAAAUCUCCACAACCGGACGACGAGUACCGGCAGUUCUUCCCCUUUCAGGACUCUUUAUCCGAAAUAGAAAUAACUGGACUUGUGUUUUAAAAAAGAGGAGGGAAAAAGGCGAGAGGAAAAAAAGAAAUGGAAAUUGAAUAAAUAAUUAUAAUAAAUAAAAAAGUGGAAAAAUCUUAAACGUGACCCUGCGACGCGCCCGUUGUGUGCUCUGUCUAGGACCCGCCCCUCUCUUAAGGGCCGCCCCAGGAGCGGCCAGCGAAGGUAGACGCCCAGCGGCCGUCCCGGGGCAAGAGGGCGGCUGGUUACCCUGGAUCUCGAACGCUGGACUCUCGGGUCUUGCAAGCGGGUCUGUAGGUAGGCAGGACGGCUUUGCCUGAGGUGCAGUUUUUAAGAUCCUUUUUUUUUUAGGAAUGAGGCUUUUUUUUUUAGAACUUCCUGUUCUCGUAAUGUCACUUCAACCUUCGCAGACUGUUGCAUCUCUGUAAUUUGGGGGUCUGUUGUGCGAGUCCUUGUAUGCUGCUUUUAAAUUAACUCCACAUAAAAACAUGCUUUUCUUCAACGGGU
Lepisosteus oculatus (spotted gar) is the source of this 2584-nucleotide messenger RNA. RefSeq names its product eukaryotic translation initiation factor 4Ba (gene eif4ba). The record is from RefSeq and is a predicted model, not a curated record. NCBI's taxonomy places the organism in Eukaryota, Metazoa, Chordata, Actinopteri, Semionotiformes, Lepisosteidae. Gene Ontology annotation, molecular function: RNA binding.